UUCUAUAUACCAUGCGAGGUAGUUAACAUCUCCUAGCCGCAGUGGCGUCCAACAUACAAUCGAGGCAGCGCAAACGUCAAUUCGUUGUCCGGCAAUGUGUCCACAGGCUCUGGUCCUGAAGAGGAGACCCUACUCAAGGUGAAUAUCUCUGGGACUCAGAAGGGCGACGACAACAUCGCACCACUGCAGGUGAUGAAGGACCACUGGGAUGAGCUGAAGGAGUGUGUGGGCGUGAACCCGACCCCUCUGCUGGACCACCUGAGCAACAACCGCACGAUCACGCGCAGAUUCCGCAGCGUGGCCGCGGCCAAGGGCGGCGAGGAGUGUGUGGAGUUCCUGCUCGAGCACCUCGUCAACGAGCGAGAGGAGGAGCACAUGAAACUGUGGAACGCUCUCUACGCCGUCAGGAGGAACUACCUGCAGAUCUGGAGGAUGCUUCAGGAAAACGGCGAUGCGGUGCAUGCCAUUUCAAAAUCCCGGCCACAGCUGAUCGCCUGGAUCGGCACGAAUCCCCGGCACCUCCUGCUGCAACUCAUCAACCAGUCGCUGAUACCAAGAGACGCGUUGGCCAGAGUGAGGGUGGCGCGGAGUGACGAGCAGGUGGCUGGGAUCCUGCUGGACCUCUACGUCGGCCGAGGCAAUGACGGCUGCGAGAGGCUACUGUUCGCGCUGUACGCGGUGAAGAACGAGUACCCAAAGGUCAAGCAGUGGCUGAAGUCUCUGAGAUUCCUCAAGAGGCUCUUGACCAAGGUCCCGAGGUUUUUGGCCACGACCAAGGACAAUGGCUUGCACAACCAAAUCCGCUUCAACAAGGCGAGGUUCUGUGAAGCUAUAAUGCACGACCUGGAAGGCCUGCUCAGCUACCUCGAAAAGAGAAACUACUUCAGCAAGACGGUCACAGCGGAGAUAAGAGACAUGGAGAAAAAAAAAGGGCGUGAAUUGGCGGUGAAGCACCUGAUUGAACUUGCUCUGGGAAAAGGCCGAGCGAAGUCCAGGGAGUUCUUGGAGAUCCUUUGGCAACUUCAAGGCCAAUACCCAAAGAUGACCCGCAUCUUUGAUGAAAUGUGACGUCGUCUAGCCGAGUUGAUUCAUUGAAGUGACAUUUGCAAUACGCUUGUGUCACUGAGAGUUCACAGUGGAUGUUUUGAUUCAUAAAAUGCUCGUCAAACUAGCACCGCUGGAUUCAAUUCCUCCACCCUCCUCCUUUCUACCUCCUCCAUACUACCUCGUCUCCCCACUCCUCCAUUUCGCCUAAUCCUCCUACACCAAUAUUCCUCCACUCGCAACGCAGGGAGCUCAUCAGUACUGCUAGUUGAUUCACGCUUCUGUAUUACCCCUAUCUGGCGCACGAGCGACUUUAAACUGCAGCUCCUCGCCUCCGAGUUCAUCAUCGAACGAUGCAUCCAUUUGGCAAAAAAAACACGCGCAAGUUAUAGGAAGAGAGAUGAUCUUUUGUAAUCAUCAUCAUCAUUAUUAUUACUACGACGUUCACAUUGAAAAUAGUGGCAGAAGACAGCUUCAGGAGUCGACUUGUGAGUGUUUGAAACGCUGCCUUGCGAAUGAUCAAAGCGGGUAAGUGGCGUUACUUGACGUCGAGCGGUUUGAGAUUGGGCGGCCAAAGUAGCACAAGCCGGCUCAAAGCAUCAUCAAUGUGCUCACAAUGGCCGUGUUGGUUCAAUAAUGGCCACGUCGAACAGCAAUUGAGUCAGCAUCACUGACAUCUGGGUUCCGGCUCUUGGUUCAUGUGGCUCUUUCUCUCUCAGCGUCAUUAAUCACCCGUAACAAAAAGUCACGGUACUCGAAUUGCAUAAUGUCGUAGGUUUCCUGUCCAACACAACGGCUAAUGCUGUAUUAGUUAGCGAAUUGGCCUGCUCUGUUUACGUGACAAACCUUGCUAGUUUGCUGUGUCGGGUGGUGGCGGGUUUAACGACACAUUCAUAUUCACGUUAUCUAAACCAAAUACACUGUUAUUGAUAAUAUUGAUCGCGAAAGCCUCCUACUAUGUGUUAACUGAAAGA
Molecule: messenger RNA, 2018 nt
Organism: Petromyzon marinus (sea lamprey)
Lineage: Eukaryota; Metazoa; Chordata; Hyperoartia; Petromyzontiformes; Petromyzontidae
Source: RefSeq, a predicted model, not a curated record